UAACAUCGAUUUAGGGACAAAGUGUUAGAUCUGAGGGGGUAAGGGGGUUAAAACCAAACAACCUCAGAUGGAGUCAUGCUAAUAUAUGUAUAGAAAGAACGAUUUUAAGCAAGCUCAGUCAAUGGUAAAUGAUCCCCCAUGAUGCAAGUUUAUCCUUAACCAUAGCCCUCGACAUGUUACCUAAGGUCCUAUUAUCCAUCUCGGUUUGCCCAUCCGUUUGGGGAUCACAACGGGUGGAAAACAGUAACUUGGUUCCCAAUCUUCCACAUAGUACCCUCCAAAAGUGACUAAGGAACUUUAAGUCCCUAUCACUUACAAUAGUGCUAGGUUUGCCAUGUAACUUCAUAACAUGCUCAACAAAUAAAGAAGCAACUUGAGAUGCAUCAUCACUCUUGUAACAUGCGUCAUCACUCUGUAACAAGGUAUAAAAUGGGCCAUUGUGGAGAAUCUACCCACUACAACAAAUAUGCGGUCUCUACCUUUUCAAGUCCUAGUCAAACCAAGCACAAAAAUCCAUGAAUUGUUCAACUAAGGUCCACUAGCAAUAAGCAAUGAGGUAUACAACCCCUGGGUUAGUGACCUAGACUUAGCUUGCGUACACUCAACUACUCAAGACAUUGACCAUAAAUCUGCUCUGCAUCAAACCUCAUUUUAGGCCAAUAGAAGUGUUCUCCUAAGAUAUCCAAAGUCUUAGGCACUCCAAACUCCGAGUGUCCCGUUAAUCCCCCAUUAUGAGCUUUCCUCACAAACAACUCUCUCCAAGAAGAGAUAGGGACAUACAAUUUCCCAUCUCUGAACAAAUGACCAUCUUGCUUAUGAAACUUUCUAUACUUAUCUUAUCCAUGCUUCUAAAUGGCCUCAUUAAAGUCAUGAUCACUAGGAUAUAGUUCUUUCAAGCUCUCAAAUCCCAUUAACCAGAUCAAGGUAUUUAUUAAAGCAUGCCUCCUAGAAAGUGCAUAUGCCAUAUCUUGCUUAUAGUGGAUCACAUGUAAAAGAAUCUCUAUGAACUCAAUCAACUUAUUAUGUCUCUCUUUCAGCUUACUUGACUCUUAAGAUACCUCAAUGACUCAUGAGUGAUCUUAAUGACAAAUUCGUUAGGCCACAAGUAAUUUUGCCAAUUAGCUAAGGUCCUAACUAAUGCAUAAAGCUCCUUAUCAUAAGUAGAGUAAUUCAAUGUAGUCCACUUCAACUUCUCACUAAUAUAGGUUAUAUGGUUUGAUCUUGCAUUGGGACCGUUCCUAUACCUAAAUCCACCCUUCUUGUUCCCUGCCUUCCUCCCCAUACCUAACUCUUUCCUUCCCCCUGCCCUUCCUCUCCCCUUGUCUUCCCCUUCCUCCAACGACCAAACCUCAGGUCAAAAUUCUGGGUCCAUCCAAACUCUAUAUCCCCUUACCCCAUCAUCCAUUAUUAUUAUAGAUAUAGGAACCCUUCCCCCUUUCUCACCAUGAUUCUCACCCUAGACAUAUCAUGCAUACUACAAACAACAUCAACAAAACCCCCGUAAAGAUCCCCCAACCUUCUUGAAUUAGUCAACACAUCGCUGAUGAACCGGUAGCCCGCCAAAUUUACCACCAUAGUCUCGGCAGAAAAUAGUCAGUCAACAUACCCAUCUUUCCAGCUCCAAUAAACAACCACUAAACGACUUUUUGCAAAAGUCUUGGCAGCCUGUUCCUCAUUCACAAAACGAAGUAGGAAUUUCAUGUCACCAAGCUACAUAAUCUUCAACCAUCUGCUAUUUCCCAUUCUUCAGCAGUUCAGUUUCUGAUUGCCUCCAGGGAACCUACCCAUUUAUAAAAAACCCAACUACUGAAAAACCCUUUUCUCUUCAGUGUGUGAUCUGACAGAGAGAGCCAAGGUUCCUUCACUUGUUCCUGUCUCUGGCAGCUUUCGCCUAGUUUUAAGACUGGCCAUGCUAAUGCUUUGUAUGACAUCUAGAUUCUUGAGAGAAUUAGGAGCAUCUCUCUUUAGCCAUGAUGGGGAGUGCACGAAUAAAAGUUAGCUACUUCAGAACAUGUAUAAGAGAAGACAAUGAAGCUGUAGUAUGGAAAAAGCCAAAGUCCACAAACUUGAGGUCACUGGUAAGUCGUGCAUAAAUGUUGCUCUUCUCUUCGUUUCACCUGAAAAUGUUGGUGAAUGCAUUCGUUUGACUGAGGAAUUUCGCAAACUUCCCCAAGAUCAUGUUGCCAAAGAAGACAAAUUAGAGGUCAAAAAGAUGAUUCUUUAUGCCAUGAGGGAAGCUAUUGAAUACCUGGCAACGAUAAGUCAGAAUGAGGAUUCAUAUCGCCGACCCAUGCCACAAGCAACUCCACCAACAUCCUCGGUCAUUGUGGGACAAUCAGAGGAUAUGGCACCAGGCGGAAGGAAAAUAUCUUCUGCUAUCGAAAAUGAGCUGGGUAGAACCCCUCAAGCUGAUUGUGGAAGUCCUGUUUCAAGUUCUCUUCUUCCUGCAAAAAAGGCCAUGGCACAAGCAACUCUGCUGUCAUCCUCAGACAUUGUGGGACAGUCAGAGGACAUGGCACCAGCUGGAAGGAAAAUAUCUUCUGCUAUCGAAAAUAAGCUGGUUAGAACCCCUCAAGCUGAUCAUCGAAGUCCUGUUUCAAGCCCUCUUCUUUCUGUAAAAAAGGCCAUGCCACUAGCAAGUCCGCCAAGAUCCCUGGAUUUCGUGGGACAUGCAGAGGACAUGCCACCAUGCAGAAGGAAAAUAUCUUCUGCUAUUGAAAAUGAGCUGGCCAUGCCACAAGCAAAUCAGCCAACAUCCUCGGACAUUAUGGGACAGCCAGAGAACAUAGCACCAGCCAGAAGAAAGAUAUCUUCUGCUAUGGAAAAUGAGCUGGUUAGAACUGCUCAAGAUGAUUGCUGAAGUCCUGUUUCAGAUCAUCUUCUUUCUGCAAACAUGGCCAUGGCACAAGCAACUCCGCCAACAUCCUCAGACAUUGUGGGACAGUCAGAGGACAUGGCAGCAGCCAGAAGGAAAAUAUUUUCUGCUAUCGAAAAUGAGCUGGCCAUAACCCCUCAAGCUGAUUGUCGAAGUCCUGUUUCAAGUCAUUUUCUUUCUGUGAAGGUAGUAAAGUCAUCCUGAUAGCUUCUUUAAUAUGGUUUUCCUGGAUUUAUCUUGUUCUCUACCAAUGCAUGAAGCAGGAUCAACCCAAUGAAAGCAUAUCUGUACCUAAUCAGAGUCGAACUCCAACAGUAAUUCAAGAUGUGAACUCAACUUUCCUCAAAG
This is a messenger RNA of Nicotiana attenuata, 3223 nucleotides long. Its product is annotated as lysine-specific demethylase JMJ25-like. The transcript has 8 exons. The record is from RefSeq and is a predicted model, not a curated record. Gene Ontology annotation, molecular function: chromatin DNA binding; histone H3K9 demethylase activity; transcription coregulator activity. Gene Ontology annotation, cellular component: histone deacetylase complex; chromatin. NCBI's taxonomy places the organism in Eukaryota, Viridiplantae, Streptophyta, Magnoliopsida, Solanales, Solanaceae. Gene Ontology annotation, biological process: regulation of transcription by RNA polymerase II. The coding region runs from base 2042 to 2860 and encodes 272 amino acids.